Messenger RNA from Rhinichthys klamathensis goyatoka, 1500 nucleotides. Its product is annotated as gastrula zinc finger protein XlCGF26.1-like. NCBI's taxonomy places the organism in Eukaryota, Metazoa, Chordata, Actinopteri, Cypriniformes, Leuciscidae. Gene Ontology annotation, biological process: regulation of transcription by RNA polymerase II. The coding region runs from base 97 to 1500 and encodes 467 amino acids. Gene Ontology annotation, molecular function: RNA polymerase II transcription regulatory region sequence-specific DNA binding; DNA-binding transcription factor activity, RNA polymerase II-specific. The transcript has 3 exons. Gene Ontology annotation, cellular component: nucleus. The record is from RefSeq and is a predicted model, not a curated record.
AUACCGAAAUUUGCUGGAAAAACUGGAUUCAAAGGAUCUUUUACCUGCUCUAACUGUGGAAAGAGUUUCACAAGAAGAGGAAACCUUAAGUUGCACAUGAUGAUUCACACUGGAGAAAAACCGUUCACAUGCACUCAGUGUGGAAAGAGUUUCGCUCAAAAAAGAGGCUUGAAUGAGCACCUAAAAGUUCACACUGGAGAAAAACCGUUCACCUGCACUCAGUGUGGAAAGAGUUUUAGAUGCAAAAAGGUUCUCAAAGAUCAUCUGCGCCGUCACUCUGGAGUGAGAUCAUUCAACUGUGAUCAGUGUGAUAAAACAUUUGUUGUGAAAUCAAACUUAAGAAGACACCUUAAAGUUCAUACUGGUGUGAAGCCUAAUUUUUACUUUUGUUCUUUUUGUGGAAAGAGUUUGUCAAAACUGCAGAAUUUAAAAGUGCAUGAGCGUAUUCAUACUGGUGUGAGACCUUAUAUGUGCUCUGACUGUGGAAAGAGCUUUAUUAUUUCCAGCGACUUGAUAAAACACCAGAGGAUUCAUACUGGAGAGAAACCGUACAAGUGUUCACACUGUGGAAAGAGAUUCACUCAGUCAGGAACCCUCAAAGAUCAUGAAAGAGUUCAUACUGGAGAGAAGCCGUACAAGUGCUCACAAUGUGGAAAGAGUUUCACUCGGUCAACUAUUCUACGGACUCAUGAGAAAAAGCAUUGCCUGAAGUUGUUCUGUGACUCAAUGGAAGUGACUGAAGGCAAGAAGCAUUUCAUAAAUAAAGUUGGAAACAUAAUUUUAAAGACUGAACAGAAUUUUGCUGGAAAAACUGGAGUCAAAGGAUCUUUUACCUGCUCUGACUGUGGAAAGAGUUUCAUAAGAAGAGGAAACCUUAAGUUGCACAUGAUAAUUCACACUGGAGAAAAACCAUUCACAUGCACUCAGUGUGGAAAGAGUUUCACUCAUAAAGGAAACUUGAAUGAGCACCUAAAAGUUCACACUGGAGAAAAACCGUUCACCUGCACUCAGUGUGAAAAGAGUUUCAGAUGCAAAAAAGUUCUCAAAGAUCAUCUGCGCCGUCACUCUGGAGUGAGAUCAUUCAGCUGUGAUCAGUGUGAUAAAACAUUUGUUGUGAAAUCAAACUUAAGAAGACACCUUAAAGUUCAUGCUGGUGUGAAGCCUAACUUUUACUUUUGUUCUUUUUGUGGAAAGAGUUUGUCAAAGCUGCAGACUUUAAAAGAACAUGAGCGUAUUCAUACUGGUGUGAAACCUUAUGUGUGCUCUGACUGUGGAAAGACCUUCACUUUAUACACUGGCUUAAAACAACACCAGAGGAUUCAUACUGGAGAGAAACCGUACAAGUGUUCACAGUGUGGAAAGAGUUUCACUCAGUCAGGAACCUUGAAAGAUCAUGAAAGAGUUCAUACUGGAGAGAAACCAUACAAGUGCUCACAAUGUGGAAAGAGUUUCACUCGGUCAACUAUUCUACGGACUCAUGAGAAAAAGCAUUGCCCGUAG